AUGUAUCAGAACACCCAACGAGAUCCGGCGCGGCCGUUCCAGGUGCCCCCGCCCCCGCCUAUGUCGCCUCCCGUUUCCGGCCAGCAGCCCGGACAGUUGAACGCGAUGAUGGGCCUCCCUCCGCCGCCGCCAAGGUAUCCCGGUGCUCCCUCUGCGACCGCCGGCGUCGUGCUGCCUCCGCCUCCUGGUCCCCCGCCGAAUAGCGCUCUGGGGCCGCAGCCUUCGUGGCAAGCCAGCUGGGGUCGCUCCUAUAGCGGGCAGCCUGGAUUCGCCAUCCCCCCUCCACCGGCAGGUGGUCCUAUACCCUCAUAUAACCCGAAACUCCACUCGCAGGCUUCUAACGGGACCCUAUCAAUACCACCUCCCCCGCCACCGACAAACGAUCUCAUGUCGGCUACAUAUAGACCUUCGGGUGACCCGAACGAGGCCAUGGUGUCCGCCACCUAUAUACCGGGAGGUGAUACGUACGGAGAGGGUGUCGGUAUCCCGGGCUUCUUCCCGGAGGACAAGCCCUCGCAUUCGAACACGGCCCAGAGCGCGUGGCCCACAGCUAACCAGACCAUGAGUAGUAUCAAUACUCUGAGCACGACGCCCGCCGACGAGACCAAUCGGGGGCUGCUCUACGCCAACGCGUUCAACAAUCGGAUGAUGUCCACCACGUCGAAUUCGACCAUCAGCCAUUCCGACAUCGCCCCCGAGCUAGCAGCCAAGUGGCCCCUCGAUCAGGUCCUGUUGUGGCUGGCCGCGAACCAUUUCUCCAAGGAAUGGCAGGAGACGUUUAAGGGGCUCAAUAUCCACGGCACCCAAUUCCUUGAGUUGGGGAGCCAGCGGGGCGGUCGCGGCAACUUUGGUAUGAUGCACCAGCUCGUGUACCCACGUCUGGCACAGGAGUGCGUCAACAAUAACACCGCCUGGGAUCAGCCCCGGGAAAGAGAGGAGGGCAAACGGAUGCGGCGUCUGAUACGGAGUAUAGUAACUGGGAAGCCGGUCGAUAGCUCGAAGUCGCUGCCCGCUCACGCCAGCAGAGAGUCUCUUAGCAGUGCCCAUGCGCAGGGGGCUGGUACCGAUGUGGAUUCCCCCAACACUCCCAUCAAACAGGGCACCACCCGGGGUUUCUCGCAGACGCGGUCUACGACUAUGCCGACCCUCAGCAGCACCAUGAGCUCCGAUUCCAACCACCGUGCUAUCUUGAAGAAUAUUGACAUCGAGAGCGGCCGCAAGAUGAGCCCGGGUGCGAGCGAGCAGGGAGACGGCACGCACCGAUCUGCCUUUCGCGGCGACAGUCCCGGCUCGAGUCCGAAACUUUCGACCUCCUUCCUACCUCCGCCCUCGUCGGGUAACCUAUCCCCCUCGAGCCGUUUCCAUCAUAAAUCCCGAAACAGUGCCGACUCCGUUUCUUCGAGCGCCGCGAUAUAUGGCUCCGGCGUGCCACCCGAGGCUGGUCAACUUCUGCGGAACGGCAUGAGCGGAAUUGGCGAUAUGAUUCACGGUAGCCGCGGCGACCGGCGGUACGGCACCGACGGAAAUGGCGAACGACCAACCUCGGCCGAGCCGUCGAUGGCAAGGGACAACAAGAGCUUCCUCGGGUUCUUGAAGCGGAAGAACAAGCAGAAGGAGGACGGUUCUUUCCCCUCUCCCAACGAAGAGGACUCGCCAACCAGUCCUAAUUUAGUGAAACCUCACUUUUUCGGGAGCCGGUUCGGGACCCCCCCGCCGGAAGCGGUUCAAGACUCGGCCCCCAAGUUUAGGCGCAAUAAGAAUUUCCCCAAAGUAUUCGUCCUCGUCACGAUGGACGGGUGGAAUUACCGGAUGUGCGACGUCACGGAUUGUGACACAGCUGCCGACCUGCGCACCACGAUCUGUAUGAACCUAUGUCUUCCAGAUCCGAAGGGGUUCGAUAUCUUUUUAACCGAGCUAGGACGGGCGCCACACGACGAAGCGCUAGAAGACCAGAGUCUAUGGAUCCAUAAACGCAAUAAGGGCGACGCGCAGGGCUCUCUCAAAUUCCAUAUCAAACUUAGCGGAUCUAGCAGCAACGGCAACCGCAGCAUUCCCGCCUUGCUGUCUCCGGGAUAUACGGGCCCGGGCUCUAACGUGGACGAGGACACAUAUGCCCGCCUUAACGGCCAGCGUACCAGGUCAAGCUCCUCGCCGCCUACCUCGAGAACUAAUACGCUUUCCACAGGUUCGCAGCCGAACGAAGCCGAGUUAGCUGCGAGAGCCAGCGAGUACCGAGCCGAAGUCGAGAAGCAACAGGCAGCGUAUUUGAGCAAACGAAGGCAGGCCAUCAAGGAGUCUUCGCCGCAGGAAAUCUCCCCCGGAAUCGUGGGCAGGAAUGUAGAUUUUGAUCACCCCCGCCUUUCGCCCUUUGAAGAUAAGAAACCCGACAACCUCUUCCCCCAUAGGAAAGCACCCGCGCCACCAGUUGUAGAGACCGCGACCCUCAUCAAGGCCAACUCAUUAAGCAAAAAGACAGGACACGGUAUGCGGCCAUCUCAGGGUAGCAUCGACGAGUUUACCAGCCCGAAGCGGCCAGCCACUUCGACAGGCGAGUCGAACCAGGAUGCCUCUCAGAGACGGCCCCUCGGGCCUCCUUCCCCGCCAGCCGGCUCAGCUCUCGGGGCUUUGGUGAAUAUGGGUAGUGCCUGGGGCCGACUAGGUCGACCGUCGGCCAUAGCACCACGACAACGCUCGGUAUCGCCCCCCCGGAGCGCCCCAGGCCCCAUGGCCGGGGCGGACCACACGGAACAAAGAGGUAAGGGAGCAAUGGCAAGCGUUGAUUUUGGCAUAGCUGCCUCAGGUCGUAGUAGCCCUCGGUCGAGGUCUGGCUCGCCCGGUUCCCUAACGUGGGGUCGCGGUGAUAUCCCGUUCCUCGUACCAGACUACUCGCCUAGUGGCAGCCAGACCCUUGGAAACCGAGGAAAACCCGCGCUUGAACCGAUUACUAAAAUGCAUCAAGUAGCGCAACGAGCACCGUCCCCCGGCGAUCUUAGCCCGAGUACCGCACACCCCCCUGGAGGGACCGCCGCCGGAUCAGGAAAUACUACGGCCAACCGCCGCAAGUCUCACGGGCCCGAUGUGGAUUUCACCGAGACGGACGUCCAGUUCUCCCAGCCGACGGAGUCUGCUAGGCCAAUGAAUGACGAUUCUGGUGACGACUCGGACGACGGGCUGUUCGCUAUACCGAUGAGGGGAAGACAGCCAUCGAAGAAGUCCAUACGCAAGCAGCCGAGCCGUAACGAAACGAGCGUCCUUGAUAGCGACUCCGAGUCGAGCGAGGGCAGGAGGCCAAAUCUAAGAGUCAAGACCUCGAGAUCUAGGAAGGGUCUCUCUGUAUCGUUUGAUUCGCCUGGCAAUGGUAACACUCCCGAACUGGAAGAUGAUGACGGAAGUGUCAGGAGCGGUCGCGACUCUCACCGCCGCACGCCGGCGACGCCAGGAUCGGAUCAAUGGCAGUCGGACGACAGCGGAAUCAAUCGCCGGAAAUCAUUCAUCGAGCGCGACGUUUGGGCCAACCGUCCGCCCCCGGAGGCUUUGCUCAGCAACCUCGACGCCUUCUUCCCCGAGCUCGAUCUCGACCAACCCGUGCUUGACCUCGACGAAAGCCAAGUACAGGAACGAUCGGUAUCGCCGAUAAACGAACACGAGGAGGUUCCGGGAGAGGAUAAUAAAUCCAACCUUCCAUCGCCCGCAUUAGAUGUGCAACUCCCCGCCCCGACCGCCGAAACUGGCACUACGAGGUCAUCGAUCUACAACGAAAGUGAUACGCUCGGUUCCGAUGAGUCUACUCUAAAGGCUCUAGAGCGCCCGCCUUCGAUUGCCUCGGUUGCGACACGUAGUGUAGCAAGGUCUGGCGGACUCGGCCGGAUGAAGUCCAUUCGAGAGGUGGCACGCGGCGCUCACGAAGCGAACAAACGUUUCACCACAUCUUCAACGAGCGGCGGUGGUGGAGCGUCGACGACGAUUCAGCGACGGAAAAGCACCAAGAUGUUUGGUGCCAACGUCGUGCAGAUACGCCCGGAGCGCGGCUCUAUGAUAGUGCCGCAGAUACCCCAAGAUGUCAUCCCCAAGCGACAGACUACCUUCCGGUGGUUCAAGGGCGAGCUGAUCGGGAAGGGAACCUACGGACGCGUAUACCUGGGUAUGAACGCAACCACGGGCGAAUUCUUGGCCGUGAAGGAAGUCGAGGUCAAUCCAAAAGCCGCGGGCGGUGAUAAGAACAAGAUGAAGGAGCUCCUUAAGGCUCUCGAUCAGGAAAUCGACACGAUGCAGAAUCUCGACCACGUCAACAUCGUGCAGUACUUGGGCUGCGAGAGGAAAGAGACGAGCAUCAGCAUCUUCCUCGAGUACAUCUCUGGUGGCAGUAUCGGGUCCUGCCUGCGCAAGCACGGCAAGUUCGAAGAGCCCGUCGUGAGCUCUCUGACGCGGCAAACCCUCUCGGGCCUCGCGUACCUCCACCGCGAAGGCAUUCUGCAUCGCGACCUGAAAGCCGACAACAUCCUGCUAGAUGUAGACGGCACCUGUAAGAUUUCGGAUUUCGGUAUCAGCAAGAAGACGGACAACAUCUACGGCAACGACAAGACCAACUCGAUGCAGGGCUCCGUAUUCUGGAUGGCCCCCGAGGUGAUCCGAUCCCAGGGCGAGGGAUACAGCGCCAAGGUUGACAUUUGGAGUUUGGGGUGCGUCGUGCUGGAAAUGUUCGCCGGACGGCGUCCCUGGAGCAGGGAGGAAGCAGUGGGCGCUAUUUACAAAAUCGCUAAUGGCGAGAUACCCCCAAUCGCAGACGACGUGCGCGAGGCGAUUAGUCCAUACGCGUUAGGUUUUAUGUUGGAUUGCUUUACUGUAGACCCUAGGGAUCGGCCCACGGCAGAGCGCUUACUUAUGCAGCACGAAUUCUGCGAGCUCGACACGGAAUACAAUUUCUUCGAUACGGAGCUCUUUGCCAAGAUUAGGGGUACCUUCCAAUAGACACACACACACAUAUAUAUAUACAUAUACCCACGACAGGCUACCCAUAGCAAGGGAGAGGUUAGGGGAUGUGACGGGUGAAGAAUAAGAAUACCGGGG
Durotheca rogersii is the source of this 5067-nucleotide messenger RNA. RefSeq lists its product as uncharacterized. Gene Ontology annotation, biological process: protein phosphorylation. Bases 1 to 4968 code for a protein of 1655 amino acids. The record is from RefSeq and is a predicted model, not a curated record. Gene Ontology annotation, molecular function: ATP binding; protein kinase activity. NCBI's taxonomy places the organism in Eukaryota, Fungi, Ascomycota, Sordariomycetes, Xylariales, Xylariaceae. The transcript is spliced from 2 exons.